UAGGAAGAGAAGAAAGAAAUUUAGUUUUCGGUCAUCAUGUUUCGAUUCUGUGGCAUGGAACUCCGCACGUUAGCUCUGUCCCGUUCGUACUGUUGCGCUUUGGUUGUGGUCUUGUCGGUUGUGCUCGGUGCUGCUGCGGACCUCUUAAACACUGAUGGCGACAGAUAUAGCGCGGCAACCAGCGGCAUGGCGCGGUGCGCCAACGUGACGGGUGCGGAUUGGUCACUGCAGUCAGCAUCGGCAUCGAUUUCGGUUUYUGCCACCAUCGAAUCGCACGAAACGGGUGAUGGAUGGGACAAGUACGCCGACGAAUUCGAGGUUCGAGACGCAGAGACCGGCUCCCUUCUGGGAACCCGCACCCUGCUGCAUCCCCACGUUAACGAACAACCCUUUACGAGGAGCCUAACGGGGCUGAUCGUUCCAGACGAGGUCCGGUGCCUCUCGGUGGCCGCCAGGGACUCCGUUCUGGGAUACUGUGGAGAAGAAUUCAAGCUGUGUCUCUUUGAUAAAGACGAGACGACUACGGAGACGAAAGAUCAGGACAGUAGUGACGCUGCAAAUUGUGCAGUGCUUGUAAAUUUGUUCCAAUAUUUUGUCGGAUUUCUCAUUUCCCACGCCGUCCAACUAGUAGUGGGGUGAAAGAACAUUUUGAAUAUUGUUCCUGUUUGAUCAACAACCAACACUUUCAAUACAAUCGAAAAUUGAUG
Pseudo-nitzschia multistriata is the source of this 707-nucleotide messenger RNA. Lineage: Eukaryota; Bacillariophyta; Bacillariophyceae; Bacillariales; Bacillariaceae. The record is from the annotation of a GenBank genome assembly.